GAAGAAGACAGAGCAGCUAAAGGGAAGUGAGGUAGCGUGUUCGGCUCGCGCUGUGGGCUGUGUUGUCUCAACUGCUGCUUUUAACAAUCUGCAAAACAGCAAACAUAUAAGCCACUUUUAAACUAGCUAACCAUAUAACGUUACACAAUGGCCACCGAUUCGGGCUACGGUGGCGCACCAAACUACGGGUCAUAUGGAGGUCAGCAGGGUGGACAGGCCUACGGACAAGGAAAUACUGGAGCUAGUGGCACCUAUGGUGGACAGACCUAUGGUGCAUACGGUCAACAACAAGGAGCGCCACAAGGUUCAGAAGGUUAUGGUCAGCCUCCGCAGCAAAGCUAUGGUAGCUAUGGACAGGAUUCAACUGGGUAUGGAGACAAGUCAUCUUCGUCUUAUGGCCAGCAAGGAGCUGGGUCUUAUGGAGGGCAGAGUCAAGGAGGUGGAGCAGGUGGCUAUGGCCAGCAGAGCUCCUAUGGUGGACAGGCUGCUGGCUAUGGUGGAGGCCAAGGGCAAGCAGCAGCAGCAGCAAGUGGCGGUGGCAGCAGCUAUGGCCAGCAGAGCUCAUAUGGUGGCCAGGCCACUGGCGGAUAUGAUGGUGGACAGAGCCAGGGAGGUGGAGGUGAUGGAUAUGGGAGAUGGAGUGAAGGUGAAGGAGGUGGUCAGGGUGGACGCUUUGGCCGCGAUGGUGGAGACCGGUCGGAGGGUGGCGGCUUCAGAGGCAGAGGCCGAGGUGGCUAUGAUCGUGGCGGCUAUGACCGUGGGGGAUAUGACCGUGGUGGUUACGAUCGUGGCAGCAGAGGUGGACCUCCUGGUAUGGGAGGUGGUGACCGUGGUGGCUACAAAAAUUUCGGUGGCUCUCGAGAUUACGGCUCAAGGGAUGAUUCAGGUGGUGAGCAGGAUAAUUCUGAUAACAACACAAUCUUCGUGCAAGGACUUGGAGAAGAUGCAACAGUUCAAGAAGUGGGGGACUAUUUCAAGCAGAUUGGGAUCAUCAAGGUGAAUAAGAAGACCGGCCAGCCAAUGAUUAACAUUUACUCUGACAAAGCCACUGGCCGCCCAAAGGGAGAGGCUACCGUGUCCUUUGAUGACCCUCCGUCAGCUAAAGCGGCCAUUGAUUGGUUUGAUGGAAAGGAAUUCAAUGGCAAGCCCAUCAAAGUCUCCUUUGCAACUCGUAGAGCUGAGUUCACGCAAAGAGGAGGUUUCAGAGGUGGACGAGGAGGAUUCAGAGGUCGUGGUGGUGGAGGAGGAGGAGGACCCAACUUCGAUGUGAAAGGAGGGGAUUGGCCUUGCCCAAACAGCUCUUGUGGCAACAUGAACUUUGCAAGGCGGCAGGAGUGUAACAAGUGUGGUGCACCCAAACCAGGAGAUGCUGGUUUUGGAGACGGUGGCGGCAGAGGAGGUUUUGGCGGUGACCGGGGUGGUGGCUUCAGGGGCCGCGGUGGUUUCCGUGGUGGAGACCGUGGAGGCUUUGGAGGAGGUGAUAGAGGUUUUGGAGGUGGCUACAAAAUGGGAGGAAGGGGUGACCGACGAGACGACAGAAGGGAUCGGCCAUACUAGAAGAUGAAACCAUUCCAGACCUUGUCUUUGCCAUUGGGGUGGUAGUCUAGUGUAAGGGGAGGGCGGGGUGUGGUUGGGGGGCUAAUAACGCAUCUGUAGUUUUUUUUUUUUUUUUUU
Messenger RNA from Cyprinodon tularosa, 1674 nucleotides. It is a transcript of the gene taf15, whose product is annotated as TAF15 RNA polymerase II, TATA box binding protein (TBP)-associated factor. The record is from RefSeq and is a predicted model, not a curated record. NCBI's taxonomy places the organism in Eukaryota, Metazoa, Chordata, Actinopteri, Cyprinodontiformes, Cyprinodontidae. Gene Ontology annotation, cellular component: nucleus. Gene Ontology annotation, biological process: regulation of DNA-templated transcription. Gene Ontology annotation, molecular function: transcription coregulator activity; RNA binding. The transcript has 16 exons. Bases 148 to 1557 code for a protein of 469 amino acids.